This is a messenger RNA of Neopelma chrysocephalum (saffron-crested tyrant-manakin), 4064 nucleotides long. RefSeq names its product zinc finger protein 518B (gene ZNF518B). Gene Ontology annotation, molecular function: DNA-binding transcription factor activity, RNA polymerase II-specific; RNA polymerase II transcription regulatory region sequence-specific DNA binding. The coding region runs from base 448 to 3693 and encodes 1081 amino acids. The transcript has 3 exons. Gene Ontology annotation, biological process: regulation of transcription by RNA polymerase II. Gene Ontology annotation, cellular component: nucleus. Lineage: Eukaryota; Metazoa; Chordata; Aves; Passeriformes; Pipridae. The record is from RefSeq and is a predicted model, not a curated record.
GCCCUCCCGGGGUAAGAGCCGCAGGGCGGGGCGGCACCCGCGCAGGACGCGGGGCGGCGCUGCGCCGCUCGCGUGUGGCCGGAGACGAGGGGAGCGGCGGCGGCUGGCGGGGUCUGCCCUGAGGGUAGCAGCGCUUUCUUUUCUCUCCUCGCCCUCUCCCGAGCCAGGCCGCUUUGGACUCGUCUGGACUAAGGCUGUUGUCCAGGUUUGUCGUCUUGGUCAUCUUCCCGAAGAAAAGGAGCUCUCGGUGCUGCAAGUUGUUUGACUAAAGUUAAGAACAUGGAAUAUAAUACAGAUGCAGUUGCUUGAACAUCAUUUCUUCUAAAGCAUGUAUUCUGCAGAUUGGCAGCCUGAAUGAUUGAUUGAUUGAUAAGACUAAUACCAAGAAAAAAUUUUAUCUGUUGCUGCUGUGUUUGAUGAAACUGGUGCAGAGUCACGUCUUCUGAAAUGCAGUUGAAAAAAAUGAGGGAAAUAUUACCAAGAUUGUACCCUGGCCAAGUUAAUGAUAGGAAUAAUUCCCUAACUACACCCCGAAAGCAAUCUUCUGAGGAUAAAACAAAUCCAUCAAAUGGGGAGGAUGACCAAAACUGCUGUUACCAAGGAACUGAGGCUGAGAACAAUAAAUUGUCACUGAUAAGCUGUAUAAAAUGCAGAAGUGUUCAGAAAAUUUCAGUGCAAGAUAUAGAGAAGCAUAAGAAGAUUGGGUGGACUGAAGACAAAAAUUUCAUCUGCAAGAAAUGUAGUCAUAUUACACCACCAGCUUUCCAUUUUGUUCCUAUGGGUGCCAAUGCUGCAGACUUUAAAGAACAUGAAAGGAAAACCCCAAGUAAACCCCAGAAAACAUUUAAAGUAAAAAAUUUUCUGCCAGGUAAAUACUACUGUGAUAAAUGUAGAUUUUCAACAAAGGAUCCUUUACAGUAUAAAAAACAUGUAGAGCAACAUGAAGAAAUUAAGUUUCUUUGUUCCCACUGUAGUUAUGUAUCCUACACCAAAGGAGAAUUCCAGAGACAUUUGGUGAAACACACUGGAACUUUCCCAUAUCAGUGUGAGUACUGUGAGUAUGGUGCUGUUAGACAUGACUAUAUAGUGAAACAUACGAGAAGAGUACAUGAAACACCCACAAAACGGCUAUCAAAUACUCUCAUAAAACACAAGCAAAAGAAGCUGAGUCAAAGCACUUUAUGUAAAAAGCAGAAAUACAAUAAAAUUCCUUUUCAGAAUGAAUUUUCGAAUUUGUCUUCAAAUAUGGUUUGUGAGAUUCCAGGUAAAGCAACUAAAACAGUCUGUUCAUCUCAUAAUGUAGAAUGUAGUGUAAAUGCAGCGUCAGUCGGGGAUAAAACAGUGUUGGAGCCAUCUGAAAUGAGUGUAUGUGAGAAUCAAAGUGUGGAAGUUGAGGUUUAUUCUCCAAAAACAGAGCCUUUACAGCCUGGGAUGCCUUUAACAGUAAUUGCGCCGUCUGAACUUGUAGUUCCUUCUAACUGUUUAGCUCAGAUAGUAGAGAUUAAAAUAGUGAAUGGAGCACAACAGCUGGUUCUUAAACUAAUUCCUAUGAAAGAAGCAACUUACAAACCUGUGAACUGUGCUGAAGAGGAACUUGAGAGUCAAGGUAUAGAACGAUCUACAGAAGGAAAAAAACCGUCAUCUGUAUCUCAAAAUGACUUACUAACCAUGGAAGUGAAUGUAGACAAAUCCUCCAGUGUUAGUAACCAGCUUAAUUUGGAUAGUACGUAUGACAAGAAUUCUGAAUGUCUUUGUUCUUCUGAUUCUCAACUCUCAACCUGUAGCUCUGUAUCUAUACAGAGAGAAGAUGCAUCAAAAUUACACUUUCAUUUGGUGAAAGGUAUUGAUGUCCAUUCAGGUGUUAUAAAACUUUGUUCUCCAUCUCUGGUAAUGAACAGUACUGAAAAAAAAAGUGAUCUUAAGUCCUCAAGGUGGGAAGUAGAUGGAAAAAAUAAUUUCCAUUGUGAUUUGUACCGUUAUGAAGAAGCUGAAGAUAUACACCUGCGAAAAUACGCUUCUAUUUCUGAAGAUAAAGGUUCCAAGAACAUUUCAUUAGAGGCUGCUCAGGAGAGCAGAAAUUAUUCUGCAGUCCUAAAAGAAAAGUAUACAUUGCCUGUGAAAAGGGAUGACAAAGAAUGUAAGAGUCUGCCAGUCAGCUCUACAGAAGCACAUUUAGCUGGUAUGGGUUUUGAUAAAAAAUGUGUUACAUCUUCUGAGGCAGGAAAAAAAUUUCACAUCGCUAAAACUCCACCUUUUGAGGAUAUAACUUUUGGCUUUAGCAAAGUAAAGAGAGCUGAAACCAUAAGUCAAAAGAACAGUCGUCUUCUGGAAUCACUAGAACUACAGAAGAUGAAAAAUAAAGGCAGUUCUGAAGGGCCUGUUAUUUCAUCUGUAUUUUCCCUUAGCUCUGGGGCUGAAAACGUUCCAGAAGAUGUCAGAUGGGUUGACAAAACACGCAGUAAGAAGUCAGCAACAUUGCUCUGUAGAAAGAUUGCUCAGCUCAUGUCUGAAUCUAAUAUGAAAUCCCUGCCUUUGAGAUGUCAAGCUUCUCGUAAGAAGGUGCUUUUGCCUCAAGAAAGUUCAGCGAGUUGUGAGAGAGUUGUAUGUGCCCCUGAAGUGGAACAGCCUGUAACUUUGUCUCAAGAGCAUGGUGGAAACAGUGUGAUUAGUAGUAAAGAACACGGUGAAGAUCAGCUAUUUACAUUUGCAAGAACAUCUAAAAACAGGGUGACUAAAAAUUCCCAUGUUGCUACUCCCGUAUUUAUCCCCAAAGGGACAAUGCUGAGAGUGCUGAAUGCUACUAGCAGUCAAAACUCAGAUGGAACAGAAAACAGCGGUGAAACAUCGGCUCCUUCUAUGUAUUGCAAUGAAAUGUUUCUGCCUCGCCCAGUCCCUGUUAGUGUUUCUGAAACACUUCGUGAUAAUUUGCCAUGUUUGCCUAAUCAGAGUGAACCAAAUACUGAGUCCCGAAGUAUAUUGCUCAGGCAAAGACCAAAGCGAGAGGCAAGUGUUAAAAAUAAUAGCAAACAAACUGGUGUACCAUUUCAGAAAAGCAGUGAUGUGAGCAAGCCAAGCAAGCCCUAUUCAAAAAGUCAAUUAAGUCCCAAAAAUAAGGCAAAACAAGCAAGCUUCAGAGAACUUCCUAAGAGGAAAACAAGAACUCAGUUGGAAACCACUUCAAGUUCUGACAUGUCGUACCUGUUGACAGCAAGACGUCUUCGGCUUGUCCCUCUGAAAAUGAAUCAGUUGAUAAAAUGCCCUCGUCGUAACCAGCCAGUUGUGGUACUAAACCAUCCUGAUGUUGAUUCACCAGAGAUAAUUAAUGUCAUGAAGACUAUCAACAAGUAUAAAGGUCAAGUCCUGAAAGUAGUUCUGUCAGAAAGGACAAGUAGUUGUCUUGGUGUCAAACGUUAUCGAAAGCGUCUUACUAUUCAGAAUGUUGAGACAGGCAACCAAACAAAAAAGCAGAGUAUGCUAAAAAUGAAGCUGAAAAAGACUCAUAAAAACAACUACCAGGUGGUGGAAACCUCACCACCUGAAACACUUCGGUGUCUGUUUAAGUGUUGGUUUUGUGGAAGAGUAUAUAUGGACCAAGAAGAAUGGAUAAGUCAUGGACAGAGGCACUUAAUAGAGGCAACCAAGGGUUGGGAUGUUCUUUCUCUUCAAGCAAAAAACCAUCAAGUGAGAGACUAGUGGAGGUUUCCCCUCUUGUUUUUAAUGAGUGCCACUAACGUGCUUGGGAUGGAGGAUUGAAGUAACUGCUUUAUUUUGCCGAAAGAUCUCUGCUGUUAGCAAAGUGGAAGAAGAGAGCAGAAUUAGAGAGAGAGAGAGACAGAGAGAGAGAAGCCGAUAGCAAGGAUUAGCAAAGUACUGCUUUGCACUCUCGUGCUUGAAAUUUGUAUUGGAGGUCAAUUUCAUCUGUUCCAUGGGAGAAAUUUGAAAAAUAUUUGCUAUGCAAACAUCUUUCUACUUACCCUAGGAUACUAUGCUGUAACUGGUUUGUGCUAGGUCUCUGUGGAUUAAAGUCUUAGAUGGUGAGAUCUUUGUAAAUUUAACAGGAUUUA